Messenger RNA from Ostreococcus lucimarinus CCE9901, 4325 nucleotides. RefSeq lists its product with no specific name. Gene Ontology annotation, cellular component: extrinsic component of membrane; phagophore assembly site. The transcript has a single exon. The record is from RefSeq and is a predicted model, not a curated record. Gene Ontology annotation, molecular function: phosphatidylinositol-3-phosphate binding. Bases 1 to 4296 code for a protein of 1431 amino acids. NCBI's taxonomy places the organism in Eukaryota, Viridiplantae, Chlorophyta, Mamiellophyceae, Mamiellales, Bathycoccaceae. Gene Ontology annotation, biological process: piecemeal microautophagy of the nucleus; autophagy of mitochondrion; autophagosome assembly.
AUGCGGAAAAUAUGCGAGUACUUCAUAUCACGCGCGAUCGCGCGGUUGGUGCGCGACGGCGGCGGUGAGGGCGAACGCGGGCGAGCGAGAGUGGACGCGAGCGCGGGCGAGGCGAGACUCGAGGACGUCGAGCUCGACGCGAACGUCGUCACGGCGUGGACGGGCGACUUUGAGGCGCGAACGGGUAUGGAGUUGGUGGCGGUGCGCGUGGGGGCGGUCACGGGGCGGAUUCCGUGGGAGGCGAUCGGGAGGGAGUCGUGCUCGUUGGAGCUCGAGGACGUGACGGUGACGACGCGACCGAGCGCGGGGAGCGGCGAAGCGGAGGUGUUUGACGCGCUCGAGAGAGAGGAUGGCGCGCGCGCGCAAGGGUCGGCGAUCAUGCGGCAAGCGUUGAAUGCGCUCUGUCGUGGGCUCAAGGCGCGAUUGAGAGGGGUAAACGUAGUGGUGCAAGACGCAGCGGGCGCGGGCAAGUUUCUCGUGCGACUCGAAUCGGCAGAGUAUACGCACGGGCAAGGGGUGAGUUUCUCGGGGAUGUCUGUGCGACGAAUCGCAACUGGCGUUGAAUGUUCGGUGUCCGAGGUCGUGGUGCGCGACGUUUCCGGGCACGCAGAGAUACCAAGUGAUUUCAGUCGCGUCGACGUCGAGUUGGAGACCAUCGAAACGACGGCUACAGUGCACGCGGUGAAGAAUUUCGUCGAUCUCGUGAACGCAUUUGGUUCCAAUGCAUCUUCUGCUCGCCUAAAACGGCCAUCGACGUCGAGACCGCGACGUUCAUUCAUCGACGAUGUGCUAUCGAGUGGGUCGGCCGCCAUGUACGCAAGCGCGUAUGAGGAAGCGAACGACGCCAUGGGCGAGAGCAUGGGUGACAGCGUUUACGAAGACUCAAACGAGGAGCUGAACGAAGAGUUCUUCGACGACGCAGAGGUAGCAAUACGGGAGUUGUCGGAAUCAUUGGGUAUCGAUUCUUCCGCGGAGCCUUCGAGUGCAACGACGGUCUUCACCGUUCAAUGUCCACAGUUUUCUAUGGAUGCGCCGUUCGACGACGUGGUGUGCAAACUGACGAUGACGGCGAUUAGAAUUGAAUUGUCGGAUCGAUUAGAUGUGAGCUGGAGUGACGCGCGAUGUAUUUACGGGUUCGACGACGACCAUGAGUUGGUUUUGCAUCUUUCUUCGGUUGGCGCCGAUGACAGGUGCGGUGUAGUCUUGCGUGACGACUGCGUGUCGAUGCAAAUGGGUCACGCCAAACUUGCAUUGAAUGGUGUCGAGUGCGUGACAGCGGCGUCCUUAAGUGAAAAUAUCACGGCGACAGUGUACUGGCUCGAAGAUCCAGCGUAUCGUCUAGACGGUUCGCUUCCCGAACGUUGUUUGGCCAAGGUGAAGAACAGGCGUGAAGCGAAUGAGACAGAUACAUGUCUUCGGGAGCAACUUGCGAACGACGCGUCACUGUUCGUUAAAUUGAAUGUGCCAAUUAUCGAAACUAGGUUGAGCAUCGAUGUGGUGGAAUCGGUUUCCACUAUCAUUCAGUCAAUGUACGAGCUUCCAGACAAUCACCCUAUGGCGCUGCGAGUCGCGACGCCCGACUCCGUCAUGACCCCCUUGGCGUUUGGAAUCGAUGUCGGCGCGCUUCGCAUGCAGCUUGAUGCCCCACUGACAGAUGGAACGUGUUCGACUUCCACCGACGAUGACUCUGUACUUGUCGAGUGCGAAUUGAGGCGUGCGCGUGUUUUUGCGGCGACAAACAUCGCUGGCGUUCUCGGUUCAGAUUUCGUAUGGACGCAGUUUGAUUCGGCUCGGGUUACUACUGAUAACGUCGAAACAGUCUUUGUCGAGUGUCGUAGUUCAGAUCAAGGCGCUUCGAAAUCAUCGCUCGCGUUUGCUCGCAUGGAGGGCGAGCCAGCAUGCGCAGACGUAAACGUCGUCGGAAUGUCGGCCUCGUUAACGCAGUGCGAGCCGCUUAUACGGCGCCUGAAUACUUUUGCUCCCGCAAGAGACGUCGAUGCCGAUACAAAUGUGUGCGAUUCUUCCACACUGUGUUUCUCUUUGAGUUUAUUCGAGUUGGUGCUCAUAUACAAGUCGAAUGACUCGUUCGCGCUCAUUCAGAAUGAUUUUUUGCGCAUUUCUUCCAAAGGGGUAGAAUGUUCGCAUGAUGCGGGGGUUUCGACCAGCUUUGGCGUCGAAAUGUACUGCAACGAGAUCAGUGCGUUUAUGGUGCCUCCCGAAAUCAAGGCAACUGACGGCAUUCGCACGUUACCGGCGUUUCCAUUCACGAAUUCUACUAUUUGCGCCGCGCGGUUUGCGCCGGUGAUGAAUGCAAAGGCGAUUUCGUUGAUUACGUCCUCUUCAAGCUCGAAGACUGCGAUCGCCACCGUCAGCACUCGAUCUUGCGUCGUGUCGCUUCAGAGAGACAUUUUGCGCGCGUUAAAGCGGCUAUUCAUGUCGGAAGUUGAAGGCGCUGAUCGUCCAGCGAGUCCGGCGAGCGGCGACGAGAACGAGUACGUCUUCGUGAGUCCUGUGAAGAAGGCCAGAGAUAUCUCGCACGCACGAUACUCGUCGAGCGUAACUGAGCAUGAAAUAGCCGCCGCGACUCGCGAUCACGACGAGAUGUUUCCUAGGCGACUCGAAGGCCAGAAGCGCGGAAGUACGGAAACUAGUGAGGCUCAUCACAGAAGUCUGUUAGUGCGACGUGACACGAACGCCCGAGUUGGACCGAACAUAAUCGAGAACUUCUUCUAUCGCAGCAAUCGACGAGUCCGUCGGAAGCGUAAAACGGUGUUGUUAGCGGCAGGGAGUGUCACGGCGGUGAGAAAGCAUAGUUCAAGUCGAGCGCGCGCCGGCGGCGUGAACGCCUCCAUUAUGAGUCGUAGUCGAUUUGCGGGUGAAUUCGUCGAAGCACGUCUACCGGCGAUGCCGCCGUCUUUACCGCGUGUCGGCGACCAUGCGCACACUCGAUACCUUCCGCUUCCAAAGGAUGUCGUCGUGCCGCAAAGCACGGUUCAUGUGAAUGGCGAAACGUUCGAUGUACACAUCUUGCCGGGGCUAUUCUGGUCCGAAUCGCCGACAAGUUUGCCGAGGCACGCGGAUUCUGUGGAGGUCGAUCCGCUCGGUGUAUCUGCAGGAAUCAAACUUUCACUGAAAACGAACACCGUGCGCGUUGACUCGUUCCCACAGCGCGAAGGCGAAACCGCGCAUCGCAUCGCGUGCGCGGUGCGCGACGCUGUUUGUACAGACGUCACCGCGGGCGCAACGUGGCCAAACGUAUUGAAAUACGACGUUCUCUCGGGCGAACGAGGCGAUCGAAGCGAUAUGUGUUCGUUGGACAUAAUGGCUGUUCGUCCGGAUGCGAAAACACCUUCCGAAGUUGAGUAUCUGUUCAAGGCCUCGUCGAUACCGAUUCACGUCAAGCUCGAUCAACGCGUCUUGAAGCUCGCGCUCGAUGUCUUUGCCGACGACUCUGAUGACUCUUCUCAUGUCGCAUCACCGCCACGUGAAGAGUCGAUAUACUUUCAAAAGAUUGAGAUCGAUCGGCUUUCGCUUCGUUUGGACUAUUGCGGUCGUCAAGUUGACAUUGACUCGCUGCGGUCUGGAAACUUGCUCGAGGCGCUGAAUCUCGUGCCUUGGGACGGGGUCCUUCUCGACAUCCAGCCGCUUCGGCUUACCGGAAUCGCUGGUGUAGUCCCGGUUGUGCAAACUGCCGUAAAUGCAUGGCUUGAUGACAUUACGCGCACACAAGCACACAAGUUUGUGCAAAGUGUGAAGCCAAUCAAAUCGGCGACCAACAUCGGCCGUCGAGCCGCCGGUCUGGUGUCCAAACCUCUGGAGUUUCAUCGAAACAACAGACGCGGCGGUGUUGUCGCUGGGUUCGCUCUCGGCGUCGCUUCUUUCGUUAAAGAGGUGUCACUAUCAUCGAUCGAACUCGGCGCUUUCGCCGCGGGUCAAUCCGCUGCCCUUCUCGCCGCCGCCGAAGGAAUGAUAGUGGACGCCGAACGCGAAAUCGAAGAUGUCUCUUCGCCGACGAACGUCUUUCACGGGCUCUCCCUCGCCAGUAAAACCGCGUGGCGCGGCGCACGUCGCGCCACCGACGCACUCGUCGUCGAGCCCAUCCGAGAUUACGCCACCGGCGAUGUCACGUCGUCUGCCGCGCUCCUCGGCGCCGUUCGCAAGGUUCCCUACGCCGCCGUCACCGGCGCCAAAGGUUUCACCAAAGCCGUCGAUCACGCCCUCUCCGGCGCGGUCGCCUCGUUCCGUCCACCUUCGCGCGACGCCGACGCAUCGUGCGACGCCGAUGAUUUCCCUUAGCCCUCUCCGUCAGUCGCCACUCCCGCUCG